Molecule: messenger RNA, 2070 nt
Organism: Pecten maximus
Lineage: Eukaryota; Metazoa; Mollusca; Bivalvia; Pectinida; Pectinidae
Product: peroxidasin-like
Exons: 13
Coding region: 1-2070 (689 amino acids)
Biological process (GO): response to oxidative stress
Molecular function (GO): peroxidase activity; heme binding
Source: RefSeq, a predicted model, not a curated record
AUGGCUUCAUCUACAUAUACAAGCUUCGAUUAUCUGGAUAAAGAAGUGCUUGAAAUGGCAGUCCUUUUCAAAUGGCGUUCGCUUGCCUUCCUACUAUUUGGAGUUUUGUAUGAAGGUGUAUGCGCAAAGUCCCAUGCGGAACUUGUGAAACGAGCUUUUGAUAAAGGACGACAGGCCGUAACUGAGCGUUAUGACGUCAUCAAACCAAACUUCCAUGAGUACGAUGUGGCGGGAUUAGAGCAUGGCUGCCGUUGGAAGAUGGGCUUGAUGAUGAAGCCUUCACCAUUUGCUCAGUACAUGGAACGACAUGCCGUGUUUUACCUGGCCGCUACUCGAUAUAUCGUCCAAAGAUCUUCGAUGAAUCCCAGAGAAAUCCUGUCCGACCCAGCCUUCCGCGAGGAAUGGAAAACCCAGAGUGCAGAGCAGGGUAUUAUGGAGGAGGGAGGGUGUGCUGGAGACAUUGCUGCAGUAAAACAGUUUUGUAAAAGUCACUUAAACGAACGAUUCCGAACGGCUGAUGGUUUAUGUAACAACAUCAAUAACCCGACGUGGGGACGUGCUGGUACUCCCCAUGCCCGGUUUCUCCCUCCAUUGUAUGGGGACGAUUUAAAUAUGGGAGACACACCUCGUAUUGACUCCGUCGCUGGAGGUUUACUUCCCAGCGCAAGGGACGUAUCCGUGAAAGUGUUCAGACAUUUCGAGUUUAAUAACCACCCAACACACACGCAUAUGUUAAUGGCCAUGGGGCAAUUCAUCGAUCACGAUCUAACAUUCACUCCACAUGAAAAAGGGCAAAAUGGCGCCGAUAUUGAUUGCUGUUUAAAAAUGCCGAAUGGUCUUCUAAUCGACAGACCCGAAUGUUUCCCCAUCAAUGUAACCGCUGGAGAUCCUCAUUUCCGUAAGGACUGUCUUAACUUUGCCAGAUCGUCCCCAGCGAUCCAGACCGGCUGUGGUGUGAGUUUAAUGUCCUCUCCCGACAACCUGCCUCCCCCUGGCCCGAGGGACACGUGUGCAUUGACCGCUGACCACACGGAACGUUGCCUAAAAGCAGGAGAUGAGCGAGCAAAUGAAAUACUAAACCUUGGCAUGAUGCAUAUUGUUUUCCUCCGCGAACAUAACCGUAUCGCUUAUAAACUCGCAAAGAAAUGUCGACGUUUUCGCCGCAACAACAACAGGUUAUUCGAGGAGACUAGACGUAUCAUCAUUGGUAUCAUGCAGAAAAUCACAUUCUACGAAUUCUUACCAGAAGUUCUAGGUUCGAAGACAAUGAGGAAGCACCAACUAAAAGAACAGCAGUACAGAGGCUAUGAUCCAGAAGUGGAUCCGUCUAUAUUGAACGAGUUUUCCACCGGAGCCUUCCGCUUUGGUCAUUCCUUAAUCCCGAACCAUUUCGCAUUCAUGAAUGAGGAUCUUUCAACCGACUAUACGAAACAUGUCAGUGAGACAUUUUUUAAGCCGAUUGAAGUACAACACAAAGAUCUCAUGAAAAAGUUGUUACGAUAUCUGACAACGACUAAAUCCCAUGUUGUUGACAGGGAGUUUAGUGAAUCCGUGCAGGACCGUCUUUUUGAAGACGAAGCAGGUGAUAGUUUCGACUUAGUCGCCAACAACAUACAGCGGGGACGAGACCAUGGAUUAGCAUCCUACAUGGAAGUUAGAAGGGCAUGCAGAUUACAAACAGUUUCUACUUUUCCAAACCUUCCUAAUAUGACCCCGGAAAAUCGAGCACUUCUCCAGGACGUAUAUGCAGAUGUUGAUGAUAUCGAUUUGUUCGCUGGUGGGAUUUUGGAGAAGCACGUUCGUGGUGGGGUGGUCGGUCCAACCUUUGCCUGUAUCAUCGGGGAACAGUUCAGACGUCUCAGACAGGGUGACAGCUUUUACUUUGAACGACACAAGACAUCCUCUCGAGAAUUCGACACUCGAGGAUCGGUUAAGAGGAGGAUCGGUAAAGAGAAGGAUCGGUUAAGAGGAGGAUCGGUUAAGAGGAGGAUCGGUUUAGAGGAGGAUCGGUUAAGAGGAGGAUCAGUUUUGAGGAGGAUCAGUUUUGAGAAGGAUCGGUUAAGAGAAUGA